GAGCGGGCCCGGCACCGUCCCCGUCCUCUCCGGCAGCCCCGGCCCAGCCCGGCCCCUUCCAGCCGCGGCCGCGUCGUUCCGGGGAACGCUUUGUGCGGCGGACCCAUGGCGGCCGGGCGGGCUGGGGUGGAUCUCCGUUCUCUGCUGUGGUAGCUGAGAGGAGCAGCUCAUCAUGCCGACGGUGGUGGUGAUGGACGUGUCGCUCUCCAUGACUCGGCCGGUGUCGGUGGAGGGCUCCGAGGAGUACCAGCGGAAGCACCUGGCGGUCCACGGCCUGACCAUGCUCUUCGAGCACAUGGCGACCAACUACAAGCUGGAGUUCACGGCCUUGGUGGUGUUUUCGUCGCUCUGGGAGCUGAUGGUGCCAUUUACAAGAGAUUACAACACACUGCAGGAAGCCCUAAGUAACAUGGAUGAUUAUGACAAAACCUGUUUAGAGUCAGCACUGCUUGGGGUUUGCAAUAUUGUUCAACAAGAAUGGGGUGCAGCGAUUCCUUGCCAGGUUGUUCUCGUCACUGAUGGCUGCUUGGGGAUCGGCAGAGGCUCUCUGCGACACUCACUAGCUACUCACAACCAGAGGAGUGAAAGCAACCGAUUUCCACUGCCUUUCCCAUUCCCGUCCAAGUUGUAUGUCAUGUGCAUGGCAAAUCUUGAAGAGCUUCAGAGCACGGAUUCCUUGGACUGCCUGGAACGGCUCAUAGAUUUAAACAAUGGGGAAGGGCAAAUUUUUACCAUUGAUGGACCACUUUGCCUGAAGAAUGUCCAGUCUAUGUUUGGAAAGCUAAUAGACCUGGCUUAUACACCAUUCCAUGCUGUUCUCAAGUGUGGCCACUUAACAUCUGAUGUGCAAGUAUUUCCCAGACCAGAACCUUUCAUUAUAGAUGAGGAAAUAGACCCCAUUCCUAAAGCAAUUAAUACAGAUCUAGAAAUUGUUGGUUUUGUAGAUAUAGCUGACAUUUCUAGCCCUCCUGUCUUAUCCAGACACUUGGUGCUACCUAUUGCACUUAACAGAGAAGGUGAUGAGGUGGGACCUGGGAUCACAGACGACACCGAAGAUGAGAAUUCAGCUAAUCAGAUUGCUGGGAAAAUCCCCAACUUCUGUGUUUUGUUACAUGGGAGCCUGAAAGUGGAAGGCAUGGUGGCUGUCGUCCAGUUGGGGCCAGAGUGGUAUGGAAUGCUCUAUUCACAAGCUGAUAGCAAGAAGAAAUCAAACCUCAUGAUGUCACUCUUUGAACCUGGUCCCGAGCCCCUUCCGUGGCUUGGGAAGAUGGCACAGCUUGGACCUAUUUCAGAUGCAAAAGAAAAUCCAUAUGGAGAUGAUGACAAUAAGAGCCCUUUUCCCUUGCAACCCAAGAACAAGCGCAGUUAUGCACAGAAUGUUACUGUAUGGAUUAAACCGAGUGGCCUCCAGACUGAUGUACAGAAGAUCUUGAGAAAUGCAAGGAAACUCCCUGAAAAAACUCAAACCUUCUAUAAGGAACUUAACCGUUUACGAAAGGCAGCUCUGGCCUUUGGCUUUUUGGACCUCUUGAAAGGUGUGGCAGACAUGCUGGAGCGGGAGUGCACCCUGCUUCCUGACACAGCUCAUCCUGAUGCAGCGUUUCAGCUCACGCAUGCUGCUCAGCAGCUUAAAGUGGCAAGUACUGGGGCUUCCGAAUACGCUGCCUAUGAUCACAACAUUGCUCCACUGCAGACAGACUUUCCCAGUACUGGCACUGAAAGAAUGUGAAGUCGCCAGUUUGGGAACUUCUACAGAUUAAGACUCAAAGUGUUCAAAUUUU
This is a messenger RNA of Cygnus atratus (black swan), 1781 nucleotides long. It is a transcript of the gene INTS14, whose product is annotated as integrator complex subunit 14. Gene Ontology annotation, cellular component: integrator complex. Gene Ontology annotation, biological process: snRNA 3'-end processing. NCBI's taxonomy places the organism in Eukaryota, Metazoa, Chordata, Aves, Anseriformes, Anatidae. The record is from RefSeq and is a predicted model, not a curated record. Bases 173 to 1729 code for a protein of 518 amino acids. The transcript is spliced from 12 exons.